Molecule: messenger RNA, 1419 nt
Organism: Vicugna pacos (alpaca)
Lineage: Eukaryota; Metazoa; Chordata; Mammalia; Artiodactyla; Camelidae
Source: RefSeq, a predicted model, not a curated record
AUCUGUGAAUGCUUGUGAGAAGACCUCAUUUAUGUUUCUGCGGCAAGAGUUGCCUGUUAGAUUGGCAAAUAUCAUGAAAGAAAUAAGUCUUCUUCCAGAUAAUCUUCUCAGGACGCCAUCAGUUCAGUUGGUACAAAGCUGGUAUAUCCAGAGUCUUCAGGAGCUUCUUGAAUUUAAGGACAAAAGCGCUGAAGAUGCUAAAACUGUUUAUGACUUUACAGAUACUGUGAUACGGAUCAGGAACCGACACAAUGACGUGAUUCCCACCAUGGCCCAAGGUGUGAUUGAAUACAAGGAGAACUUCGGGGUGGAUCCCGUCACCAGCCAGAAUGUUCAGUACUUUUUGGAUCGUUUCUACAUGAGUCGCAUUUCAAUUAGAAUGUUACUCAAUCAGCACUCUUUAUUAUUUGGUGGAAAAGGGAAAGGAAGCCUGUCUCAUCGAAAGCACAUUGGAAGCAUAAAUCCGAACUGCAACGUGGUUGAAGUUAUUAAAGAUGGCUAUGAAAAUGCUAGGCGUCUGUGUGAUUUGUAUUAUAUUAACUCUCCCGAACUAGAACUUGAAGAACUAAAUGCAAAAUCACCAGGACAGCCAAUACAAGUGGUUUAUGUACCAUCCCAUCUCUAUCACAUGAUGUUUGAACUUUUCAAGAAUGCAAUGAGAGCGACAAUGGAGCACCACGCUGACAAAGGUGUUUACCCACCUAUUCAAGUCCACGUCACACUGGGUAAUGAGGAUUUGACUGUGAAGAUGAGCGACCGCGGAGGUGGUGUUCCUCUGAGGAAAAUUGACAGGCUCUUCAACUACAUGUACUCAACUGCACCCCGACCUCGCGUGGAGACAUCCCGAGCAGUGCCUCUGGCUGGUUUUGGGUAUGGAUUGCCCAUAUCCCGCCUUUACGCACAGUACUUCCAAGGGGACCUAAAGCUGUAUUCCCUAGAGGGUUAUGGGACAGACGCAGUUAUCUACAUUAAGGCUCUGUCAACAGAAUCAAUAGAAAGGCUCCCCGUGUACAACAGAGCUGCCUGGAAGCAUUACAACGCCAGCCAUGAGGCCGAUGACUGGUGUGUCCCCAGCAGAGAACCAAGAGACAUGACAACAUUCCGUAGUGCCUAGAUACGUUUGGGACACCUGAGAAAUCCAGAUGUGGCUUUUGUAUUAAAUUUGGAAGGGAUGGUGUUCAGAACUACAUUAUUACCAAAUACUUCCUGUGUUGAUUUCACAGUUAACUAUUUGGGUAGAGUAAGUGGAAAGUGAAUUCCAUUUAUGCCUGUUAAAUCUCCUAAAGGAUGAAAUUGUACCUAUUUUACACUUAUAUUUUCACAGUUAAUUGAACAUAUUUUUAAACAACUGUAGUUUUGGUCAACUUUCUCUUUAUGGUAGACUUCAGAAAUAUGAAAGUCUUUGGGUUUCUACAGGAA